CCUACCCGGGCGGGUACAACGAGCGCAGGGGUAUGUGCGUGAAGAAAAAGACCUUACGUCACGUGACCGCCUCUUACUCCCAUACCCGUCAUUUGAUGAAUAACGACACGUAUUUUUGUCUGACCAGGCGCCAGAUCUGCCCGUUUCCUCCAGUGCUCGUUAACGCAGACUGAUCCAUAGGAUGCUCUUUAAGCGAACGGAGGGACUCUAGCGACAUUCUCGGACUGAACGGGAGUUUGGUUUUCAAGGCAGCCGAUAUUGAAGUCUGCGUGUCUGUUUGCAAGAGGAGGAAAAUACUGAACGGUCAUCAUGGCAGCUGUCUUGACUUGGUUUCUUUAUGAACUUGGUGUGUGGGCAGCUGUGUCGAACUGUGUCCUUCUAUCCUAGAAAACAACUUCCCUCCCCUGCCUCGAUUCAUCCCCCUCAAGCCAUGUUUUUACCAAGACUUCAAUGAGAUCCCGGACCAGCGACGCACCAUGUGCAAGAGGCUCUACUACCUAUGGAUCUUGAACAGUGCCACGCUGGCUUUUAAUCUGAUUGGCUGCCUGGCGUGGAUGUGUGGAGGUGGUGGCGCGACCAACUUCGGCAUGGCCAUCCUGUGGCUCAUCCUCUUCACCCCCUGCUCCUACGUGUGCUGGUUCAGGCCCAUCUACAAGGCCUUCAAGACCGACAGCUCCUUCAACUUCAUGGCUUUCUUCUUCGUCUUCAUGGCCCAGGUGGUGAUCAGUAUUAUCCAGACUGUUGGCAUUCCAGGUUGGGGAGUGUGUGGCUGGCUGGCUACCAUCACCUUCUUCAGCACCAACAUUGGCUCAGCUGUGGUGAUGCUGAUUCCCACCAUCAUGUUUACUGCAGUGGCUGUGCUCUCCUUCGUUGCCCUCUCAAAGGUUCAUAACUUCUACCGUGGCAGCGGAGGCAGUCUGGGUAAGGCCCAGGAGGAGUGGGCCACCGGGGCCUGGAAGAACCCCCAUGUUCAGCAGGCAGCUCAGCAGGCGGCCAUGGGAGCCGCGCAGGGAGCCAUGCAGCAGAACCAGUACUCGGCAGCUCCCACCUACAACUACGACGAGCCGAUGUAGGACAGAGGCGGGGGCCAGGCUGCUGAGUGGGAGAGAUUUAAAAAAAAAAAGGGAUCAAUUAAGAACACAAUUCAGAAUUAGGUGCCCUUCAUUAUCAUACUGUACAAGCUGGUUCAUACAGAACAAUGUAGAGAAAACUCAUGUUUUUGGUGGAAAUGUACUUUUAUUGGAUUUUGACACACAUGGGAGUUAACAAUUGUAGCCAGUUCACAUUUAAAUCAAAAGCCUGUGAUUAAAAAGCUUUUUUUUUUUUUUUAAAAUCUCUUAUGCUGCUCAGUUUUAGCUGGUCAAUGCGUGUGUUGCUUUUUUGACGGAGACACAUAAUAUAGCUAAAACCAAUCCCCUGAGCCUCAUCAGUUUAUUCAGGUAGGUUAAUCUGUGGUCAGUACAGGGUCUGGGUCUCUGCCUCUGCCCGUGUCACACUUUUAAAACAUGUUUUACUGACUUUUAAUGUGUUUUCAAGGUACUGUAACACCGACAUUGUUAGAGUGUUUACUUUCGUUUAGCCUUGAAGUUAUAAGGUCACCGAACGCUACAACAAUUUGCCCCUCGGUUGAUGCACAGUAUGUCAAGAAAACCUAAAGAACCAUUUCCCAUAAAGGAAUCCUUUAACGUGCUCGAAACGUGCUGCGUUGCUUUCUUGUCGAGAGUUAGAUGAGAAAAUCGGUUCACUCUCAUGCCCCUAUGGUAGAUAUCAAUCUACCACCAGCAGCUGGUUAGCUUGGGAUAGCAUAAAGACUGUAUCCAAAUGUAAUGAAAUGUACGGC
Molecule: messenger RNA, 1840 nt
Organism: Xiphias gladius (swordfish)
Lineage: Eukaryota; Metazoa; Chordata; Actinopteri; Istiophoriformes; Xiphiidae
Gene: scamp5a
Product: secretory carrier membrane protein 5a
Exons: 7
Coding region: 477-1073 (198 amino acids)
Biological process (GO): protein transport
Cellular component (GO): recycling endosome membrane; trans-Golgi network membrane
Source: RefSeq, a predicted model, not a curated record